Molecule: messenger RNA, 1544 nt
Organism: Vespula vulgaris
Lineage: Eukaryota; Metazoa; Arthropoda; Insecta; Hymenoptera; Vespidae
Exons: 4
Coding region: 771-1445 (224 amino acids)
Molecular function (GO): nucleic acid binding
Source: RefSeq, a predicted model, not a curated record
UUUUAACUGGUUACGUUAAUCUCGUUUACAAUUAUCUAUCAAUUAUAUUCAUUACCACAUAAUUACACUAUACAAGAUAGAUGUGUUCACAAUGCAUUUGUUAAAAAUAAUGUCUAUAAAUUUUUUACUAUUCACUAUGAAAAGAUGAGCGAAUUAGAAAAGUAGUAUUGAAAGAAGAAAUAAAAAUCAACUUUCAAUAUUAAAUUCAAGUUAAAAUUAAAUUUUACUUGUUUUAUUUAUAAAUAAUUGGGUAUAAAGUUUAUAAUUUUCUUUAUUCGUUUACAAUUCUUAUCAAUUAACACAAGUUUUUAUAAUUUUUAAUUUAUAUACAUAAUUUCAUAGUUUAUGACGUAUAUAUAUAUUUAUAUAUAAAUGUGUGUGUAUAUAUAUACAUAUAUAUAUAAUAUAUAUAUAAUAUUAUAUAUACAUCGUACAUAUUAUCCACAUACACACAUAUAUGGGAGUUAUAUAUAGCAUAUUAGCUAAUUCAUUUGUAUCAAACAAUUUGAUUGGGUAAAUUUUUAACCAAUCAAAUGUAGCUAAUACAACUUUCGAAUUAAUCGAUAGUAUAGCUGUUUAGGUGUGAGAUAUAAGCACGUGCUCAUAACCUAUAAUAUUUUGGGAAUAAUAUAAAAAAUGAGCAAUAAUUGUUUGAAAACAAAAUAGUAAAAAUACUAUCAUCAUUCUAUGCGUAUAAAUUUGUAUAAAAUAUAUAAAAGAAUAUACUAUUUUCUAUAAAUACAAAAUUCAUUUGUAUAUUUUGUGAAGAAAUGCAACAAGAGCCGUGGAAACUGAAGUUAAAGGAGCGAGCGGAAAGAACUCUUCAUGUUCGUUAUACACGUAAAAUAAAAAACAUGGAAGAAGUAGCAGAUUUGUUUACUGGUGAUUUUACUGUCAAAUUACCACGACAGCCCAGUAAAAAUUGUCAUGUAGAGUUUUCUACCGUUGAAGAAGCAUUACAAAAUAAAAGAGCUCUCAAAGGUAAAAUUGUCUAUGGAAAACCUAUUGUAAUUCGAAGAGCUCUUUUAAAUACAUUAAGUGGCAAAAAAUUUAGAAGAAAAGGAAAAAAGGUUAAAAUACCUGACGUGGAACCAGAUGUAAAGUUUACACAAUCAAUAUUUGUCGGGAAUCUUAAAUGUUUCACAAAGGCUAAUGAGAUAAAAGGCAUUUUACCUGGAUGUAUAUCUGUUGCUCUGUUAAAACCAUAUACAAAUACUUUAAGGAGCGCAAUUAUUAAAAUGGAAAGUGUAGAACUUGCAGCAGAAUACCUACUGAAAAAACGUGAGUGGCCAUGUUUACAUGGAAACAGAUUAAUAUUGAAGCCCGAUACACGUAUGAAACAUAAAAAUAAAAAACGUGUUAGAAUUGAUAAUGCCGAGGCUACAGAUAGUUUAAAAAAUAAAAUUUCUACAGUGGAGACAGAGAACAAUAUUUCAUCAUAUUAAAAAGUACCAAAUGGUAUUGAUACAUAAAUAAACUGUGUAUAAUAUUUUUGUUGUACGUUAGCAUUUUUAUAAAAAUAUUAAAAAUAGUCGUAAAUGAUA